UUCCGGGGCGGUGCGUGUGCGCUGCUCGGUCCGGAUUGGGGCUGCGCAGGCUGAGGGAGCGCGUCUGGAGGAGGGACGGUGCGAGCCUGGCGGCCGCCAUGAGUAGUUCACAAAACAAUGACGUGAAAAGGCAGUUUCUUCUAGAACGGUUACUGGAUGCAGUUAAGCAGUGUCAAAUACGGUUUGGAGGAAGAAAAGAAAUAGCUUCAGAUUCUGAUAGCAGAGUCACUUGCUUGUGCGCUCAGUUUGAAGCUGUGUUACAGCACGGCCUGAGGAGGAGCCGAGGACUAGCAUUAACAGCAGCAGCAAUCAAACAGGCAGCAGGUUUCUCUAGUAAAACUGAAACAGAGCCAGUGUUUUGGUACUAUGUGAAAGAAUUUCUGAAUAAACAUGAACUACAGCGCUUUUACUCUCUGAAGACAAUUACUACAGAUAUCGGCAGAGGUCGGGCUUGGUUGCGCUGUGCAUUGAAUGAACAUUCCCUAGAAAGAUAUGUUCAUAUGCUACUUGCAGACAAGAAUCGGCUUAGUGUCUUCUAUGAAGACUGGUCUUUUAUGAUGGAUGAAGAACGUUCUAGUAUGAUUCCUACAAUGGCAGCUGGUCUGAACUCCAUUCUGUUUGCAAUCAGCAUUGAUAAUAGAGAUUUAAAUGGACAAAGCAAAUGCACACCCACAGUGUCUGAUCUGUUAAAAGAAUCAACACAAAAUGUAACUUCAUUAUUGAAAGAAUCCACUCAGGGUGUUAGUAGUCUUCUUAGAGAGAUAACUGCAUCCUCUGCUGUCUCCAUUCUCAUAAAACCUGAUCAAGACACUGAUCCGCUUCCUGUUCUCUCAAAGAAUGUAAAUGCUGAAUUGAAAUAUAAGAAAGAUCGAAAAAAGAAGAAGAGGGUGACAAAUAUAAUAUCAUUUGAUGAAGAAAAUGAUGAACUAAAUGUGGGAGAAGUCACAAAGACCCCUAUUAUGGGACAAAGUUCAGAGGAGAGUUUAGAUAGAUCUUCAGUUUUUAUAUUACCCUCAUCUGAAACCAAUCAUGGAAAAAAUUCUAACGAGAAUGAAAGUAACCACUCGUGGAAAAGUAAUUCUGUUUUUAUGAAUGGAGAGUAUGAAUACCAGAAACUAGAUGUGAAAAGUAUUGAUGAUGAAGAUGCAGAUGAAGAUGAACUAUGUGGAAAAACAUCAGGAAAUAAAGGCACAGAAGCAGAAACUGAAACUUCUGAAAAGCCUCAUGAAAUUGUCACAUGCAAUUCUCAGAUAUGCAGCUGGACUCCUCUGCAAGUUCUGAAUUAUGACUCGGAUGUCCUGUUUCCUGUCAGUGCUGUUGACUCCCAAACUGAUAAAUUGGAGAAUGGAGGGGGGCACGAAGAUGUUCUUGAUGCAGUAGAACUGUUUCCAAGAAGAUCUGAUCUUUCCUACAGAGUGGAAGUCAGUCCUCCAGCUCAAGUGAAUACUUUAAGCAAUAUGUUGCCUUCAGCCACUAUGCCCGAAUCCAUGACAAUUAAUGAACUUCGUCAAGCUAUUCUGGCCAUGGUGAAUAGAAAAGAUGAACUGGAAGAACAGAAUAGGUCCCUUAGAAAUCUGCUUGAUGGUGAGAUGGAGCAUUCUGCAGCACUGAGGCAGGAAAUGGACAAUUGGAGAAGGAAGAUAGCAGAACAGGAAGAGCGACAUGCCACGAAGGUCCAAGCCUUGGCACGAGAAAAUGAAGUGCUAAAAGUGCAACUUAAGAAGUAUGUAGGAGCUGUCCAGAUGCUCAGAAGAGAAGGUCAAGCAGUGGAAGUUUUGCCAAACAUUUGGAGCACUGAUGGUGAACUUAAUAUUCCAGAGCAAAAGCAAGUAGAAAACAAUGAGGAACUAGCCAGCUCUUAUGAAAGAAAAUUGAUUGAGGUGGCCGAAAUGCAUGGGGAAUUGAUCGAGUUUAAUGAGAGGCUGCACCGUGCUCUAAUGGCUAAAGAAGCUCUUGUGUCCCAGAUGAGACAGGAGCUAAUUGAUUUGAGAGGGCCGGUCCCUGGAGAUUUGAGUCAAACAUCUGAAGAUCAGAGUCUGUCAGACUUUGAAAUAUCAAAUCGAGCUCUUAUUAAUGUUUGGAUUCCCUCAGUCUUUCUGCGUGGAAAAGCUGCUAAUGCAUUCCAUGUUUAUCAAGUUUAUAUAAGAAUAAAGGACGAUGAAUGGAAUGUUUAUCGAAGAUAUACGGAGUUCAGAAGCUUGCAUCAUAAAUUACAGAAUAAAUACCACCAAGUGAGGACUUUUAACUUUCCACCAAAAAAAGCUAUUGGAAAUAAGGAUGCAAAAUUUGUAGAAGAGCGUCGCAAACAGCUGCAAAAUUACCUAAGGAAUGUAAUGAACAAAGUUAUUCAAGUUGUGCCAGAAUUUGCAGCCAAUCCCAAAAAAGAGACUCUAAUUCAGCUGAUGCCCUUUUUUGUAUGCACCUCAGGCAGAACUUGACACCUAGACAAAAUCAAUGCAACAGGAUUGGUGUGCAAGCAAAUGCGAGGCAGAUCAAUCAGGAAUGCUGAAAUUCUAAACAAUGACCUGGUGGGAAGAAGGAAUUGAUUCUCAGCUGGUUGCGUUUUUUCUUCAGACUGAGACAAGAGGGGAAAAGUCAUUUUCCAUGUAAUUCUGUGGACAUGCCAGCAGGAGGAGCUUGAGUAUUAAAAUGUUCAUUCAGAGAAGUACAUCACCAAUUUAAAGAAAUUGCACGUAACACUGUGCUUUCUUCUGCAAUACAAACUGCCGUACAGCCAUGAAGUAGCUUCUGUUGACCUGACAAAGCUAACGCACUAUUGGCAGCAUCCUGUUGGUAAAUUAACCUAAUUUAGUUUGAGAAAACUGGGCGAAAAAAAAUUAUUCAGUUAUAGCAGCUCUUAAAUAUCAAGGAUACAUCUACAUGUUACAAAAUGCAUAUGUUAAAAAAAACCCAACCCUCUGAAACUACUCUGUGCUGUACUACAAACACUAGAGAAUAAACAAUGCAUGGCAGUAGUUUUAUAAACAAUAUAAAAGCACUGAAUAAUAAUAUUCGUGUACUAAAAGAAUGUUAAUGAGCACAGCUGAAAUUGAAUUCACAUGAUCAGAGUUCUCUGUAGCAAAUUAAAAAGUAGUGUUGAGUUUCAAAAUACUGUAUCACAGGACCAUGGGGUUGGAAGUCCUAUUAGCCUUGGCAACCAAAAAUUAGUAACAUAUGCUAAAUUUUUAGAGAUUUGAUUUUGUUGAAGAGAAAAUAUAGAAUUAAAGAUCUAGAUUGUUAGCCUUGUUAUUAAAGGAGGAUAUAUGCCACAGUUACUUCAUUCGUUUUUUUUUAUGUCAAUGACUUUCUGGUUGCCUAGGAAGACUCUGUUUCAUGAACAUAGUGAAUUUUAAUUCAGAAAAAUCAUCUACCUUGCUAUUUUAACUAUUACUUUAGGCUAUUCUGCAAGGAAAGUUACAGAAGUGAAAUACACUACUAUUACAAAUCCUUCUUUUUUUCCUGUUAAUGUUAUCAUCUAAAUUGGACAAUUUUUUUUUCCGUACUGAAUUACAUUGUUAUUACUGAAGUAAAUAACAUUGAAUGUGUGCAUUGUAGUUCCAAAGCUAAUUGCUACCACUGAUACAGCUGCUCUUAUCUCAAGGAAGUAUUCUGCUUCUUGCAAGUGAAUUUUCCACUUGACCCUUGGCCUUGUUAAUGUCUUUUGCCUUGCUAUGAUCUCUCCCACGAGGGUGUACAAAGUGCUUGAGUGGAGUCUGCGCAUGCCUAUGGCUUUUUCAGGGUUGUCUGAACUGUGAGGACAGUCACUGCAGGAAAAGGGAACACAGGGUAAUCUGUUUUUUAAAAGAUCUGUAUUUAUUUAAAAUGGCAAGAACUGCAGAAGAUUAGUUCCUCCCUUUUGGACUUAUUGACUCAAUCUGAAAAUAAGUAACUUUUAAUUUUAAAAAAUUACAAAAAUAAACUUGACUUUGUAUGCUGUGUAAUUUUACAGCCUAGAUGAGUUACAAAAUGCAAAAUUUAUGUAUUAGUCUGUAUGUAAGCAGCGUAAUUAAAAACCAUCUGAAGUCUUCUAAGAGAAUGGCAAAAGUACAAUGCUAUCCCUUUAUACUGUAGUUUUCCGAGGAGCGUAUAGCCUCUGAAUAUCACCUAGGUAAGCUUGAAUUUUAUGUUACUGUUUGUUCUUGAGCUUAAUGUACUUCUCAGAGUCUUUUCAAAAAGGCUCAUUCAUGUAAGGCUGUAGUCUGUUGUGGGUCAGAAGAGAUGCAGGAAUUCCCAACAGGGAUGUAUUGCUAAUGUUCUUCAUCGCAUCAAUUAGAGGAUUGUUAAGUAGAGUAUCAUCCAAGCUUAUGUCUAUUGUGCUUGUACUUCUAUCACUUCAAAAUGCUUAUUCCACCAUUUCCGAACUGCAGCUCAAUGCUUUAUCUUGUAAUUUGCAACCUUCCAUAAAGAAUUGGAAGUUCUACUAGUUCUCAUUACUGAAAGAGCCCAUUUGUAAAUUGAAGUUGAGAUACCUGUAGAAAGAAUUUAGUUCUGUGUAGCUGAAGAUGUGUGCUGUACUUCUCAGUGAUGUGCCAGGCAGUCAUAACAUCUGCUUUUUUCAUGUUCAAAAUGAUGACAGAAUAAUUUGCGUAUAAUUUAUUAAAAAACUGCCUUU
Molecule: messenger RNA, 4612 nt
Organism: Lagopus muta (rock ptarmigan)
Lineage: Eukaryota; Metazoa; Chordata; Aves; Galliformes; Phasianidae
Gene: SNX29
Product: sorting nexin 29
Exons: 22
Coding region: 99-2438 (779 amino acids)
Molecular function (GO): phosphatidylinositol binding
Source: RefSeq, a predicted model, not a curated record